AUGAUGAAUAACAAAGAUGAAAUCUUGUAUAUCGGAUUCAAUUAGGAUCAAGGAUGCUUUGCUUGUGGAACCUAGAAAGGAUUUAAGAUCUACAAUACUCAUCCAUUUAAGGACACUUUCAAGAGAGAGUUUGAUGGAGGUAUCGGAAUAGUGGAGAUGCUUUUCAGGUGCAAUAUAUUGGCUCUUGUCGGAGGAGGCUCUCACCCUAAAUUCCCAAUGAACAAAGUAUUGCUAUGGGAUGACCACCAAUAUAAAUGCAUUGGAGAGUUGAGCUUCAAAUCCUUUGUUAAGGCCGUCAAACUUAGAAAAGAUAAAGUUGUUGUUGUGCUUGAAAAUCGUAUUUACGUCUAUAACUUUGCAGACUUAAGACUCAUAGAUGCAAUCGAUACUUGCUUUAAUCCAAAAGGUAUUUGUGCACUAUCAGCAGAUCAGAAUCUAUCAGUGCUAGCUACUCCAGAUAAAUAAAAAGGUCAUGUUAAAGUCACUGUUUAUGAACGCAACAAUUCCUUUGUCAUAGUGGCUCAUCAAAGCUCUCUCAGUUGCAUGGCUCUUAACUUUGCAGGCACUCUUCUCGCCACAGCAAGUGAUAAGGGUACUCUAAUCAGAAUAUUUUCAACUGAGGAUGGAUCUCCAUUGUAGGAGGUGAGACGUGGAAGUGACAAGGCUGAGAUUUACUCCAUUGCUUUUGAUAAGAAUUCGCACUGGAUCGCCUGCUCUUCAGACAAGGGAACUAUUCACAUCUUCCACGUGACCAAAACUAUGAAUAGAAUUGUCCUCUCUGAUGAAAAUAAAGAUGAUCAAGCUGCCCAGCAAGAUGAAAUAUACAAAACAUCUCAAUAAAAUGAAGCAGAAGUCAGCAAUGAUGGCAAAAAGGCUAAAAAUUCUAAGCAUGCAUUGUCAUUUAUGAAGAAGAUUCUGCCUAAGUACUUCGACAGUGAGUGGAGUUAUGCUCAGUUCAGAGUUCAAGAUGGAAAAGCACUGUGCGCUUUUAGUGAUGAUGGAUAAACAUUGAUAGCUGUCACUACAGAUGGGUCAUACUACUUAGCUGAUAUACCAAAGAAGAAGGGAGAUUGCAUUCAAAGAGAAAAGAAAAUACUAUAGUGA
Stylonychia lemnae is the source of this 1104-nucleotide messenger RNA. The record is from the annotation of a GenBank genome assembly. Lineage: Eukaryota; Ciliophora; Spirotrichea; Sporadotrichida; Oxytrichidae.